GAAAACCAAAAAAUUGUCAUUGACGGUGUUGCGCUUGGAACAACUACCUUUGAAGAUGACGAACUGUUGGUUUUGAAGAAUUCUACGUUGACGCUUAACAACUUCAUGAAUAUUAAGUUACCAGCCGGUAUUUCACUUACUGACAAUUCUGUGCUUAAUAUAAAUACCCCUCCAGACGACACCCCCCCAUCUGAUUCAUACGAUGUAAAAAGACCUCAAUAUUCAAUGGUUAUCAAUGGUAAGGUAAGUAUCGAUAAUGGGUCACAGUUUGUCUUUGAUGGUAGCUCGCUAGUUUAUUCUCUGGGUCCGUAUGCAUCAGAAAAGUUUUUAUUUGAUAUAAACACCGGCAUGGAUGGAAUAUUUAUAUCAAAAGAUAGUACUAUGAGAAUUACACUACCUAAAUAUUUAGAUUGGGGUUUUUCUCAUGCCACUACUAAAUUCUCUGGCAUUCAUAUUGGUGGUACAUAUAAGGCCCCUUAUAACUCACCAUUAGUUAUAU
Molecule: messenger RNA, 499 nt
Organism: Ogataea philodendri
Lineage: Eukaryota; Fungi; Ascomycota; Pichiomycetes; Pichiales; Pichiaceae
Exons: 1
Source: RefSeq, a predicted model, not a curated record